Messenger RNA from Melampsora larici-populina 98AG31, 450 nucleotides. RefSeq lists its product as uncharacterized. The transcript has 3 exons. NCBI's taxonomy places the organism in Eukaryota, Fungi, Basidiomycota, Pucciniomycetes, Pucciniales, Melampsoraceae. The coding region runs from base 1 to 450 and encodes 149 amino acids. The record is from RefSeq and is a predicted model, not a curated record.
AUGAACGAUUGCCAUUUGGUUCCAGACAAUCUACAUAACUGUCUCGAAGCAGCCUCAUCCAAAGAUGCGUCCCCUAUGACAUUAGAGCAGCAUUUACCUCGAUUAGGACAGAUUAUAGUUCCUUUACUUCAAGGUUUAAAAGUCCGACAAUCAAAACGGAGGGCAGCCAAACAAGAACAAGAAGUUGAUCAGGCCCACACCUCUAUAAGCUCUCUUCCUAAUCGACCUCCUGGUCGUGAAAGACUUCCUCCGAUUGUUCAACUGGCACUUAUCGGUCCUCUGUUCGGGCUACUGCUGUUAGUCAAACUUUAUCCGUGGCCAAAAGUUGAGGAGGUCUUUGGAGUAGUGCUGUCAGUUCUUCACCCAAUUCUUGGAAUUGUGACCGAUCAUCACAACCAUCCGCUCCAUCAAAACCAUAUGAACCCAGCCAAAUCAAAAGUCUCACUGUAA